Molecule: messenger RNA, 969 nt
Organism: Girardinichthys multiradiatus
Lineage: Eukaryota; Metazoa; Chordata; Actinopteri; Cyprinodontiformes; Goodeidae
Product: histidine-rich glycoprotein-like
Exons: 3
Coding region: 1-969 (322 amino acids)
Source: RefSeq, a predicted model, not a curated record
AUGAAAGCAACUGCUUCACAGCAACUUGACCACUAUGACCACACCCACAACCACUACAGCUCCCCCAACUACUACAGUUGCCCCGACCACUACAACUACUACAAUCGCACCCACCACCAGUGCUGCCCCGAUCAUUAUAACCACUUCAGCUGCCCCAAUUUCUACAGCUGUACCGACCACUACAACUACUACAUCCGUACCGACCACUUCAACCACUACAGUUGCCCCAACAACUACAACCACUACGACUGCAACCAUCACCACAACCACUACAGCUGCCCCAACUUCUACAGCCGCACCAACCACUACAACUACUACAUCUGCACCGACCACCACAACAACUGCAGCUUCCCCGACCACCACAACCACUACAGUUGCCCCAACAACUACAAGCACUAUGACCGCAUUGAUCAGUACAACCACUACAACUGCACCCACCACCACAACCACUACAGCUGCCCCAACUUCUACAUCCGCAUCGGCCACUACCACAACCACAGCUGCCCCAACUUCUACAGCCGCACCAACCACUACCACAACUACACCUGCCCCAACUUCUACAGCCGCACCAACCACUACAACUACUACAUCUGCAUCGACCACCACAACCACUGCAGCUUCCCCGACCACCACAACCACUACAGUUGCCCCAACAACUACAAGCACUAUGACCGCAUUGACCAGUACAACCACUACGACCGCACCCACAACCACUACAGCUCCACCAACUACUACAGCUGCCCCGACCACUACAACUACUACAAUCGCACCCACCACCACAGAUGCCCCAACCAUUACAACCACUUCAGCUGCCCCAACUACUACAGCCGCACCAGCCACUACCACAACUACAGCUGCCCCAACUUCUACAGCCGCACCAACCACUACAACUACUACAUCUGCACCGACCACCACAAUAACUGCAGCUUCCCCGACCACCACAACCACUACAGUUGCCCCAACAACUAG